This is a messenger RNA of Ustilago hordei, 1779 nucleotides long. RefSeq lists its product as uncharacterized. The record is from RefSeq and is a predicted model, not a curated record. NCBI's taxonomy places the organism in Eukaryota, Fungi, Basidiomycota, Ustilaginomycetes, Ustilaginales, Ustilaginaceae. Bases 1 to 1779 code for a protein of 592 amino acids. The transcript has a single exon.
AUGGCAGCUCCUCGCUCUCCCUUGGACUGGUCGGUGACCGAGCCUCACUACAAGAACGAGUACAUGCGAUUCGCCUCUCGCCGUUCUACCGUGCUUUCUACGAAAGGCGUCGUCGCGUCUUCUCAGCCUCUUGCCUCUUCUGCCGGUAUCGAGAUCCUGAAUGCAGGUGGGAAUGCAGCUGAUGCUGCUGUGGCAGUUGCUGCUGCGCUCAACGUCACCGAGCCAUGCAACACGGGUAUUGGCGGUGACGCGUUCUGUCUCUUCUACGAUGCAGAGAAGCGGAAAGUGCGCGCCUUUAAUGGUUCGGGCCGUGCUCCUCAAGCAAUGACCCUUGAUGUUCUGCGUCAGAAAGGUAUAAACGGUAUCGAGAUCCCAGGUAACAGCAUUCAUAGUGUCACUGUUCCAGGUGCUGCCGCUACAUGGGUUGACACGGUUGAAAAGCUCGGCAGUGGCAAGCUGACGAUGCAAGAGAUCCUUGCUCCUGCUAUUCGACUUGCUGAGCAGGGAUACCCUGUGCAUGAAAGCACCGCUUUCCUGUGGAGUCGUAGUGAGAAGCUGAUCAAGGCUGCAUCCUCUAACGCCGAGGAGAUGCUGUUCGAGGGCAGAGCGCCCAGGACGGGAGAGCUAAUGCGCAUGCCAACCCUCGCGCGCACCUUCCGCGAGCUGGCCACCAAAGGCAAGCAAGGCUUCUACACUGGCCGUAUUGCAGAGGCCAUCGUCGAUCUCGUCAAAUCUCAAGGCGGUGUUCUCGAGCUCGAGGACUUGAAAGACCAUCUCGACCGCGGAACUGAAGAGGUCACUCCGAUCCAGUACACUUACAACCACCCUGCUCAAGCUGGCGAUCUGCAAGGCAAGCAGGGUGUCACGAUGUACGAGUGUCCUCCCAACGGUCAAGGUCUCACGACGCUAGUUGCAUUGGCCAUCCUUGACGAGCUUCAGAAUCAGGCUAAGGUAGGCGACCUCGCCAAGCUCAAACACAACAGUGUCGAGUACCUGCACGCUCUCAUUGAAGCCCUCCGUCUGGCGUUUGCCGACACUAGAUACCACGUUUCCGACCCCGCCCACUCCAAACAGGACUUCGCCGAGCUCCUGCUCAACCAAAAGUACCUUGCUCAGCGAGCCAAGCUGUUCGACCGCACCAAAGCUUCCGUCGACCUUGAAAAAGGUAGCCCGGCCAACACUUGCGACACAGUUUACUUCUCAGUGAGCGACGAAUACGGUAACGCUUGCAGUUUCAUCAACUCCAACUACGCUGGUUUUGGUACUGGUGCCGUUCCUGCCGGUUGCGGUUUCACUUUGCAGAACCGCGGCGCAGGCUUUACGCUCAGUGAGGGUCAUCCGAAUUGUGUCGCUCCAGGCAAGCGUCCUUACCACACCAUUAUCCCCGCUAUGGCAACUCGCGCAGACGAGCUCUUCCUCAGCUUUGGAGUGAUGGGUGGUUUCAUGCAGCCCCAAGGACAGGUGCAGGUGCUGAUGAACAUUCUUCACCACGGCUUUUCGGUCCAGGAUGCUUUAGACGCUCCUAGGUUCUGUAUCGGUGCUGGUAUGGCUGGGCCUGAGGGAGCCACGUCGGAAGUGUACUUUGAGCAGGGUGUUGAUCAGAAGGUGGUGGAUGAGCUCGAAAAGAUGGGUCACAAGGUUAAGGUUCUUGACGGUUGGGCAAGGUUCCAGUUUGGAAGAGGACAGGUGAUUCAGAAGGUUGAGAACAAGCAAGGCAGGCUCGUUUGGGCUGCCGGAUCUGAUCCUCGCGCUGAUGGACAAGCAAUUGCUCAGAUCUGA